CGCCUGCGCACGGCAUCUCUGUGGGACUGCAGCUGUUGGCGGUGAAUAAAAUGGCACCUUCUCCAACAAAACGAAAAGAGGAUGACAAGAGUAAAUCACGACCUAAAGAAAAGUCCGGCAACACUAAAGAGGGAGGGGACAAGAAGGACCGAGGCAGAGACAAGAAUCGCACUCGCAGAGGAGCGUCCAGCGGCAGCAGCAGCUCCAGCUCCAGCAGCAGCUCUGGCUCCAGUUCAGGCUCCUCCAGUGGCUCUAGUUCCUCUGGUUCCAGUCAUUCCGGCUCAUCCUCCUCACGCUCCUCUUCCUCCUCCUCUUCGUCGUCCUCCCCGAGCACCAGCCGACAACGCCACAACAACAGACGACGCUCUCGUUCCAAGUCCAAAUCUGCAAAGAAAGAUGAGAGGGAGAGGCGACGAAGAAGCCCCACUCCCAAACCCACCAAGCUGUCUCUUGGCAGACUGACCAGGAACGUAGUCAAGGAGCACAUCCAAGAGAUCUUCUCCACCUAUGGUAAAAUCAAGCACAUCGAGAUGCCCAUGAACCGUCUGCACCCUCACCUGUCUAAGGGCUAUGCCUAUGUGGAGUUUGAGACGCCUGAGGAGGCAGAGAAGGCUCUCAAACACAUGGAUGGAGGUCAGAUUGAUGGUCAGGAGAUCACAGUCACUGCAGUCCUGACCCCAAUCGUCCGCCCUCCCCCUCGCAGACUAUCCCCUCCUCGCAGGCUCCCCCCUCCUCCCCCCAUGUGGAGACGCACCCCACCCCGCAUGAGGCGCAGGUCUCGGUCACCUCGGCGACGAUCUCCAAUUCGUCGCAGGUCUCGAUCUCCCGGUCGCAGACGUCACCGGUCACGCUCCAGUUCAAACUCCUCCCGUUAGCCUGUAUUUCAAAUGUUUCUUAAUAUUUUAUCCACAUGAAUCUCCCAUUUAUGACUUUCUGUAUUAUUUUAUUAGUGUUGUGUGUUCAAGUCCAGUGUGACCAGUAGGUUGCAUUCACUUGGCAUCAGAAAUUCUAGAAUCCCUACAGUUUAAGAUGGAGGUUGAGGACAGAAAUCUAUGGUGUAAUCAACAUCAAAUUCUAGAAAUCAAACGCAAUCUAUUUUCAGUGAAACAAUCAAAUUCAACUUUCAACAGUGUUUUUAAGAGUUUGUAUGUAUGUGUAAGUUUGAAUGCUCAGAAUUAUUUAAAACUAUGUGAAGUGUUGUAAAAGUAAAAGCUUAUCUGAUUUUAAAUAUCGCCCCGUGUAAUGCUGUUUUAUUUCUACUGUAAAUAGUACAUUACCCACGCACCAUUGUACGUUUCUGACAUGUCCCAUUGAGUUACUUUUGGUGUUUUUAGUGUUACUGUAAUUUCUGUUUUAAAUAUAUGUGUUUUAUAAAAACUUUCCAACUCUUGUGUAAUACUGUAUGAUCCAACGUCUCUGUGAA
This is a messenger RNA of Boleophthalmus pectinirostris (great blue-spotted mudskipper), 1423 nucleotides long. Its product is annotated as RNA-binding protein with serine-rich domain 1-like. NCBI's taxonomy places the organism in Eukaryota, Metazoa, Chordata, Actinopteri, Gobiiformes, Gobiidae. Gene Ontology annotation, molecular function: RNA binding. Gene Ontology annotation, cellular component: cytoplasm; nucleoplasm; ASAP complex. Gene Ontology annotation, biological process: mRNA splicing, via spliceosome. The record is from RefSeq and is a predicted model, not a curated record.